Meleagris gallopavo (turkey) is the source of this 3387-nucleotide messenger RNA. The record is from RefSeq and is a predicted model, not a curated record. Lineage: Eukaryota; Metazoa; Chordata; Aves; Galliformes; Phasianidae.
AUGGCAGGGCGAGAAAAAAGCAAAACCAGCCUUUCAUGCCCUGCGCGCACGUCCCCAAUAAACGCAUCGCCGAGCGGGCGUUGCGAAAAGCCGGGCUGCGUUGUGCCAAUAACCUGCUGUGUGACCGCCGGCUUUGCUGCCGCCGGCGCUGUUACGCAAGCGCUGGGCUGGGCGCUGCUCCGUGCGGCGGGGCUUCGGGCCUCUGCUUUUCCAUCGCUGUGCGAUAAAUGUGGCGGCUUUUUCCAGUCCUAUGCAGUGGAAGUAGAUGUAAAGGAUGCCUCUAAUGUUACAUGCUUGUACGCACAAUGGAUGAUGAAAUUCUUGAUAAAAUAUGAAACAAACAGUAGUGAUUAUAAAAAUGCAAGCUUGGAUUUGACAUCCACUGUGACACACAACGGAAGCAUCUGUGGCAGUGACACACGGGCUGCGCUUCUGGCAGUGCAGUUUGGAGAUGGUCACUCUUGGAGUGUUAACUUCACAAAAAACAACGGAACUUACCGGGCUGAGUUUAUCACAUUUACCUACAACACCAAUGAUACUGCUGUCUUUCCUGAUGCUAGAAGACAAGGACCAGUUACAAUUGUUGUAAAGGAUGCUAUGCAUCCAGUUCAAGUGGAUAAUGUCUUUGUGUGUCAUCAUACUAUCUCUUUUGAAGCAGAAAAUGUAACACAGAUUUUCUGGAAUGUUACUAUGCAGCCUUUUGUUCAGAAUGGCACAAUUAGUAAAAAAGAGUCUAGGUGUUCUGCUGAUACACCUACUGCUGCACCUACUGUUCUGCCUACUGUUGCCAAUGUAACUACUGCAUCUACCACCAUUUCACCUGCUCCAACCACCGCUCCCAAACCUGAGAAUCCAGUCACAGGAAACUAUUCUCUUAAAACUGGAAACAAAACUUGUCUUCUGGCUACUGUGGGGCUGCAGCUGAAUAUUUCCCAAGACAAGCCUCUUCUGAUCAACAUCGAUCCGAAAACAACUGGUGCAGAUGGAACAUGUGGUAACACAUCAGCUACUUUGAAAUUGAAUGAUGGAAAUAGGACAUUAAUUGAUUUCAUUUUCGUUGUUAAUGCAAGUGCAAGUGUACAAAAAUUUUAUCUGAAAGAGGUGAACGUUACACUACUCAACCAUCAGAACGGUUCUGUCAUUUUAAGUGCAGAUAACAACAACUUCAGCAAAUGGGAUGCUUCCCUUGGUAAUUCUUAUAUGUGCCGUAAGGAGCAAACUCUUGAGAUUAAUGAAGAUCUUCAAGUACAUACUUUUAACCUAUGGGUUCAACCAUUCCUUGUGAAAGAAAAUAAAUUCUCAAUAGCUGAAGACUGCAGCCCUGAGGUGGACUACUUCAUUGUACCUAUAGCAGUAGGAGCAGCUUUGGGAGGAUUAGUUGUCCUAGUAAUUGUGGCUUACCUUUUGGGCCACAAGAAACACCAUAAUGCUGGAUAUGAGCAGUUUUAAAACGGGAAAGUUUUUAACUUUCUUGAAGUAAAUUACUAAAUCUGAACUCAAAAGACUCAGAGCAGCAGCUCUGCCCUGUCAGACCACUUGCUAAAGCCAGCACAUGGCUAAGAACUGAUGUGGAAUUCAUUGUUGUGGUUUAUUUUUUUUUCUUUGCAAAUAGCACAGAGUAUAUCCUAUUCAUAAUCAACUGAUGAGUGGAUCGCUUUUUCUCUAAAAUACUACACAUCAAAUUUCAGAAUUGUAAAGACAUGCAGUGGCAUUAUAUGAAUAAACAUGGUUUUGUUCUGGACUGUGGAGACGGCAUUUGAUGUGUGCUUGUGGAUGUUGAGUAUUAAUGUAUAUAACCUGUCAUACACUGCGGUUUGUUUUAAUUAUUAUUGACUGUGCCUUAUAUACAGUUUACUAAGUAUUGUAACUGUGCUCUAAGAUACCAAGAUUUCUGGUCUUUUAGCUUAAAGAUGCCAUGGCAGUAGUUCUCAUGGAUUUUUUCAGCCGGUGAAUGAACGCCUCCUUUUAAAAAAUAAAAGUAAAAUUUUAUUGUAGUUUUCUCUACGGAAUACCUUAAACCAAUGGAAAAAAAAAAGAAAAAACACUUAUUAGUUGCUUCUCGUGAUUGUAAUUAAAAGGGAAGAUGGCUUUUCACAUCAGGCCCAAAAAUCUUGGUAGCCAAAAUUUCUGAUUAUUUUGAACGUCUGUUGAAUGAAAUGGCUAAAACACUCAGCCCCCAUCCAUACAGCCUAAACAUGGAGGCUGCUCAUGGUGAUGUGCAGUUGUCCAGGUCUGUCUCUGCAGAUGCUUCUCUGAAGCUUCUAAUGCCUGUGCUGUGGCAACACGUGGAUAAGUGUGAGCCAACAGCAGUGGCAAACUUAUGAGAGCUGAAAGAUGGGAUGUUCCUGGUAUCAAACAUUAAACCUUUUCUGUACUGUCAGUGUCCUGCAACAGUGCUGUAUUAUAAUACGUGUUAAAGCAAUUGAUUUCCUAUUAAGAAGAGAAGAAUGGAAUUCCUUUGCUGUCUGCUGGGUACCUUUUGUCCCUAGCAAAUUCUUUUGUAGUAACAGCCCGUUACCCAGCAUGUAGUAAUUAAACUGCGUAUGUUGGUCUCCAGCGAUCCGAGGUGCCUGAACACAUAGCACAAUUGAAGCUUCUCUUUCAAGGCACUUCAGUGCUUUUUUCAGCAGUUGGAAUGACUUUGCUUAGCUCGUGGUGUAAGUUACACAUUCUGUUCCUUUUCCCCACUUUGGAGCAUUGCUCAGCUUGGCAGUAGGUGCCUUCAGCUUUGCCAGGGCUCAGUGUUCUUAGGUGCUGAGUUUCCGUGUGUCUUGCUUACCUACCUCCAAACAAAAGCCUUACACAGCCUUUCUUGGAAAGUCGCUGUGCUGGACUGCAAACUUCCCAUCACCAAGGCUGAUUCAGAUGCUCAGAUAGCUUCAAUACUCACUUAACUGCCAAUAACUUUGGGCAAAGUGUGAUGCUUGCUGUGUUCUAAUAUAAACUCAAGCAAAAAAAAAACAGACGAAAAACCUGCUGCAAAAGCAGAAAGCCAAGCACCCUUGCCACCCUUGCAGUGCUGGAGCAGCGUGCUGACACGGUGUCUCACCUUAUGGAGCGUUUCCUCUUGGCACCGUGCACAGAGCUCUGCUCUAUCUUGAAAUGGGUACAGAGUGCCAAGCCCUGCUUCUGUGCCUGCUCACGGUGCACCAUGGAGUUUGGAAUGAGUUCCCAGCGUUGGUUGCUAAAAGUUGCUCUGAGUGUUUGCAUCGCACAGGAGUUCAUUGCAUCCUUUCCAACUGGUGUAUUGAAAGCCACUGCAGUAUUACAGCUGUCUCCUCUUUGUUCUCUGCUGUUGGUUUUGGUCAGGCCUGCGUCAUUCUCUGCUGACAUCGAUAACACCUUUCUUGUAUUUGUAUUGAAAAUAAAUGAAUUUACCCACCCAAA